Aspergillus versicolor CBS 583.65 is the source of this 1000-nucleotide messenger RNA. RefSeq names its product zinc-dependent alcohol dehydrogenase family protein. Gene Ontology annotation, molecular function: oxidoreductase activity. The transcript has a single exon. The record is from RefSeq and is a predicted model, not a curated record. The coding region runs from base 44 to 922 and encodes 292 amino acids. Lineage: Eukaryota; Fungi; Ascomycota; Eurotiomycetes; Eurotiales; Aspergillaceae.
UUUAGUCGCUAAUGGAACAUUUCCGUGGAUCCCUGGCAACAAAAUGACCAUGAUACCCGGCUUCGAUGGCGCUGGGGUCAUCAUUGCCGUUGGAUCUGGCGUACAGGAAUUCAGGAUAUCAGAUAAAGUGAUUCCGCUAUACUACCCAACCUUCCACGUUGGAAAAGCCCCAUCGCUCGAACAAAUGUCAUUUACCCCAGGGUCUUCGCCUAGUGUUCCUGGAACAUUCCGCAAAAUGGGCGUCUUCAAGCAAGAGCACGUAAUCGCAAUGCCAUCAAACUUGAGCUUUGACGAAGCCGCAACCCUGCCUUGCUCAGCGCUCACUGCGUGGAAUGCACUCCACGGAAUCGCCCCAUUAAAGGCCGGCGAAUGUGUCUUGGUGCAGGGUACCGGCGGGGUCUCCCUCUUUGCUGCUCUGUUCGCCCUUGCUGCAGGAGCGAUUGUGAUAGCAACGACGUCGACUGAGGAAAAGGCUAACCGGCUCCGUGAACUUGGCGUGCACCAUGUGCUGAAUUAUAAAGAGGAUCCAGAGUGGGGUGCCAAAGCAAAAGAACUUUCACCCAGUGGACAGGGAUGCCACCGGGUCAUCGAAGUAGGGGGGCAGCAAACCAUUGCCCAGUCAUUCCAGUGUGUUGCGCGCGGUGGUGAGAUUGAUAUCAUUGGUUUCCUGACGGGACAGAGGAAAGAUGACGCAGGGCUUACAUAUUUGGAGCCUUUGAUUCGAGCUUGCACCGUUCGGGGCAUCGAGGUUGGCAACCGGGUUCAGUUUGAAGAGAUGGUUAGGGCUAUUGAGAGGCAUGAUAUCAGGCCUGUCAUUGAUGGCAAGAGAUUCGCUUUGACCGAGCUCCAGGAUGCCUACCAGUUCAUGUGGAGCCAAUCGCAAAUUGGGAAGAUCGUGCUUACGGCCUCGAAUUCUGUGUAAUUAUGAUCGUUUCGCGGGGGCGUAUUAUUAAGAUAGAUACAAAUAGUUACAUAGGAACCGACUUGCGGUCAAGCCAGC